Clupea harengus (Atlantic herring) is the source of this 6019-nucleotide messenger RNA. RefSeq names its product dishevelled associated activator of morphogenesis 1a (gene daam1a). Gene Ontology annotation, molecular function: small GTPase binding; actin binding. Gene Ontology annotation, cellular component: stress fiber. Gene Ontology annotation, biological process: actin cytoskeleton organization. NCBI's taxonomy places the organism in Eukaryota, Metazoa, Chordata, Actinopteri, Clupeiformes, Clupeidae. The record is from RefSeq and is a predicted model, not a curated record.
AUCUGUGCUAGAGCGUGCGGCCGAGUGUGUAUGUGCUCCAGUUGUGUGUGUACGAGAGAAGGAGAGAGCUUUUGCAAAGCCAGCCAGUAAGCCAGCCAGCCAGCCCAAUGCUGUUGCUCUGGCCAGCUUAAGUAGCUUGUGAGAGAGUCUUUGUGUAGAAGAGAGAGAGAGAGAGAGAGAGAGAGGGGAGAGGCACUGUACUGCACACAACCCCGAGAACUUAUGGACAGCAUGGAGUGAGUUGGGAAGGGACUGGACUGACUUUUUGGAUGUUUUGAAAAGACGUUCACUCCGGGACUUGAAGAGCUGAAGCAAAAGCUGGAGAAAGGGUGGGGAAGAGUGUGGGGAAGUCGCUCCUGAAGCCGAGUUCUCUCUCUCUGUGUGUGUGUGUGUGUGUGUGUGUGUGUGUGUGCACGCGCGAGUGUUUGUUUGUGUGUGUGUGUGUGUGUGUGUGCGUGUGUAUGCGUUCCACACAGCCGUAAAUGUGGCAUCCCUGACAGAUGUGGCCUAUUUGGAGCUGUUCGGGAGAGAGAACGUCUCUCAUCUCGUGGGUGCGCUGAGCUCACCGCGGAGGAUGUAGAGACUCCAGCCUUCAUUUUUUCCCUCACUCUCUCUCUCUCUCUCACUCUCUCUCUCUCUCUCUCUCUCUCUCUCUCUCUCUCUCUUUCCCUGGCUUGUUUGUCAUCUGGUGUUCCGCGAGCUCAAAAGAGCAGUCCUCUGGCUCGUAAAAUAAUUAACGUCAGGAACUGGAUUCGUUUCUUUGGAGAGAAAUAGAAAAAUGUACUCGUGAAGUGGAGCAGCUGCUGGAUGUUUUGAAAAGGGGGUCCUAGACGAAGCCAGCUGAGUUAACGUAGGCAGGGCAAGACGUCAGCCGACCCCAUCGUCGUCAUGGCGCCGCGCAAGCGUCCGGCGCGGGGCCUGUCCUUCAUCUUCUGCUGCUUCAAGGGCAGCGACCACCCGGAGAUCACCUACCGCCUGCGCCAUGACAGCAACUUCACCCUACAGACCAUGGAGCCGGCGCUGCCCAUGCCCCCCGCCGAGGAGCUGGAUGCCAUGUUCUCCGAGCUGGUGGAUGAGCUGGACCUCUCGGAGAAACACAGGGAGGCCAUGUUUGCUCUCCCAGCCGAGAAGAAGUGGCAGAUCUACUGCAGCAAGAAGAAAGAACAGGAGGAGAAUAAGGGUGCGACCAGCUGGCCUGAGUACUACAUUGACCAGAUCAACUCCAUGGCUGCCAGGAAGACUCUCCUGGCCUUGGAGAAGGAGGAUGAGGAGGAGAGGAACAAGACCAUUGAGAGCCUGAAGACGGCUCUGCGCACGCAGCCCAUGAGGUUUGUGACGCGCUUCAUAGACCUGGAUGGUCUGACCUGCGUCCUCAACUUCCUCCGCACGAUGGACUAUGAGACGACAGAGUCUCAGAUCCACACCUCGCUCAUCGGCUGCAUCAAAGCCCUCAUGAACAACUCGCAGGGUCGUGCUCACGUUCUCUCUCACACUGAGAGCAUCAACAUAAUCGCCCAGAGCCUGGCCACGGAGAACGUGAAGACCAAGGUGGCAGUGCUGGAGAUCAUGGGCGCCGUGUGCCUGGUGCCCGGCGGGCACAAGAAGAUCCUGGAGGCCAUGCUGCACUACCAGAAGUUUGCCAGCGAGAGGACGCGCUUUCAGAGUCUCAUGACUGACCUGGACAGGAGCACAGGUCGUUACCGGGAUGAGGUGAACCUCAAGACCGCCAUCAUGUCGUUCAUCAACGCCAUCCUCAGCCAGGGAGCCGGAGAGACAAGUCUGGAGUUCAGGAUUCACUUGCGCUAUGAGUUCCUGAUGCUGGGCAUCCAACCAGUCAUUGAUAAACUGCGCACACACGAGAACUCCACGCUAGACCGGCAUUUGGAUUACUUUGAAAUGCUGAGAAAUGAAGAUGAAUUGAGUCUGGCGAAACGCUUCGACUCCGUGCACAUAGACACGAAAAGCGCCACUCAGGUGUUUGAACUCAUCCGCAAGAGGAUAAACCACACAGAAGCGCACCCGCACUUUCUCUCCAUUCUACAGCACUGUCUGCACAUGCCCUGUAAGCGCAAUGGGAACACCGUGCAGUACUGGCUCCUCCUGGACCGCAUCGUCCAGCAGAUCGUCCUGCAGAAUGACAAAGGUCACGACCCGGACGUGGCUCCUCUGGAGAACUUCAACGUGAAGAACGUGGUGCGAAUGCUUGUCAAUGAGAAUGAAGUGAAGCAGUGGAAAGAACAGGCUGAAAAGAUGAGAAAAGAGCAUCAUGAGCUCCAGCAGAAGCUGGAGAAGAAGGAGCGCGAGUGCGAGGCCAAGGCCCAGGAGAAGGAGGAGAUGAUGCAGACCCUCAACAAGAUGAAAGACAAGCUGGAGAGGGAGGCCACUGAUCACAGGAUGGUCAAGCAGCAAGUCACUGACCUCUCCGCCCAGCUGCACGACCUCAGCUCAGUACGGCAAGCUCCCAGUGUCCCUGGAGGACCACCUGUUAUUGCCCCAGGGGGCCCCAUACCACCCCCUCCUUGCCCAGCAGGAAUACCCCCUCCACCCCCACCGCCACCACCAGGGAUGGGGCCUCCUCCGCCACCACCUCCACCCGGUGGACCCCCACCUCCGCCGGGCAUGGCACCCUUCGGUUGCCCCCUUCCUGGAGGUAUGCUGGGAUCGGCCCUGAAAAAGAAGAACAUCCCUCAGCCCUCGAACCCCCUCAAGUCGUUCAACUGGGCCAAAAUAGCAGAGAACAAGCUCGAGGGCACUGUAUGGUCAGACAUGGAUGAUGGGAAGGUCUUCAAAAUCCUGGACCUAGAUGACCUUGAGAAAACCUUUUCUGCCUAUCAGAGGCAACAGGACUUCCUUACGCUCAAUCACCUCAGACAGAAAGACUCAGAGGAUGACACAACAACAACAAAGAAGGUCAAGGAGCUGUCGGUUAUCGACGGCCGGCGGGCGCAGAACUGCAACAUCCUCCUCUCGCGAUUGAAGCUGUCAAAUGAUGAGAUCAAGAGGGCCAUCAUGAGCAUGGACGAACAGGAGGACCUGCCCAAGGACAUGCUGGAGCAGCUGCUGAAGUUUGUCCCAGAGAAAGCUGACGUGGACCUGCUGGAGGAACACAGGCACGAGCUGGACCGCAUGGCCAAAGCGGACCGCUUCCUCUACGAAAUGAGCAGAAUUGAUCACUACCAGCAAAGACUGCAGUCCCUCUACUUCAAGAAGAAGUUUGCCGAAAGGAUCGCUGAGGUCAAACCAAAAAUUGAAGCACUUUCCAAGGCCUCCAAAGAGGUCCUGAACAGCCGCAACCUGCGGCAGCUCCUGGAGGUUGUGCUCGCCUUUGGCAACUACAUGAACAAAGGGCAGCGGGGGAAUGCCUACGGCUUCAAAGUGUCCUCCCUCAACAAGAUCGCAGACACCAAGUCCAGCAUUGACAAGAACAUCACUCUCCUGCACUACCUGAUCACCAUCCUGGAACAGAAAUACCCCAAAGUGGCCGUGUUCCACGAAGAGCUGCAGAAUGUUCCAGAAGCUGCCAAAGUCAACAUGACAGAGAUGGAGAAGGAGAUCAAUACCAUACGCACCGGCCUGAAGAGCGUGGAAACAGAGCUGCAGUACCAGCGGAGUCGCCCCCAAAACUCCAACGACAAGUUUGUGCUGGUGGUGAGCCAGUUCAUCACGGUGGCUGGCUUCAGCUUCUCUGACGUGGAGGACUCCCUACAGGAGGCCAAAGAGCUGUUCCUGAAGGCGGUCACCCACUUUGGCGAGGACCCCGGCCGUAUGCAGCCGGACGAGUUCUUCGGGAUCUUCGACCAGUUCCUGCAGGGUUUCUUCGAGGCCAAGCAGGACAACGACAACAUGCGCAGGCGCAAGGAGGAGGAGGAGAGGAGGUCCAAACUGGAGACUCAGUUGAAGGAGCAGAGGGAUAAGGAGCGUAAGGCCCGUAAGGCGAAGGAGAACUGUGAGGAGGACGGCGAGUUUGACGACCUGGUGUCGGCGCUGCGCUCGGGCGAGGUCUUCGACAAGGACCUGUCCAAGAUGAAGCGCAACCGCAAGCGGCCCAACAAUCCCAACGCCGACAGCGGCCGUGAGAGGCCCGUCACCAAGCUCAACAUCUGAGAGAGACUCUCCUGACGCAGAUGUGUGCUUUUGUGUGCGUGUGCGUGUGCGUGUGCGUGUGCGUGUGCGUGUGCGUGUGCGUGUGUGUGUGAGGGAAUGCUUUUUCAUUACUGCCCCCUGGUGGGAGUUCACCAGAUCACGCCACCCCCCUCCCCCACCCCCCACACACUUUUUUGGAAAUCCCAGUAACCUCCUUUUUGGCGAGCAAUUUCCCUGCGACAAAAGCAUGAACACUGAUCCAGUUGACAUGGGAGAGAGAGAGAGGGAGGACUUUGCUUUUGUUCACUUGUACUUAAAGCACAAUAUAUAAGAUCUCCAGGUCACUUUGUCUGGGAAGAAGAAGAAGAAGAAAAAGAAGGAAAAAAAAGAGACAUUACAAACAAACAGACGAGAAGAGUGUGGAGAGAGACACUCUCGCUACUACCUGUGCUGGCGGCCAAACACCCACUUUUUGUAAUACUUUUGAAAAUGCUUUUGUAAUGAUUCUGAUUCUAAAUGUAUAUUCUGCAGUUUUUGCAUGGGGUAUGCGCACUGACACACUUUGUUUGGACAGAAACACGAAGCAUGUCCCUUCAUCCAGUGCCACCACCAUCAUGACACGACACUCUGUUUGGACUUGAUGAACUCUGAUAACACAGAACAUAAGCUAGAGAUCACAGCAACACACACAACACUUGCAUAUGUCUUUUUAUUUUGUAUUUAUAGUGAGCAGAAAGGUUAAACACUUUUUACAAUUGUUACGUUGUGGCCAUUUUUGUGUGUGUGUGUGUGUGUGUUGUUGUACGACGUUGAAACCAGGGCUUAUGCACUAAACAGUCUGGUUUGUGUAAUCUCAGUUUCCCCAAACAAACCAUGCAGUCAGUCUCCAUCUCUGUGUAUCACUGCAUGAAACGGGGAUUAACCGUAGUUUCACACAGGGUUGAACGCAACUGAAAAAACCAGCCGCCACGCUGAUGCACUACAGAUGACCCCGGAGAGACCAUCUCAGAACUGUUCAUGAAACAAGACCACACAAACACUGCGUGUACUGCCAAAACAUGCUACUCUUCGAGCACAUGAGUCAACCCAGUAGAAUAAAUCAUCUCCAUAUACAGCUCCCUCUCUUCAAUUAUAAACAGUAUACUCAGUUAAUAGACCUCCCACCAGCAGAUGCUAAAUAUCUUUUUUUUCCGAGGGCACUGUCUUAAUGAUCUGCUUGUUUAAUGCCAUUUUAAAGCACAACUCAAGAAGUGGAGAUGCCAUUUUUUUUAAUUACUCUUUAAAACCGUUUUUUUUUUUUCUUUCCCUACUGAGCUUUUACAGUAUAAAUAUUUACAGAGGCAAUAUCACCUGAAUAGUAAAAUAUAUGCAUUCCUAUCUGAAGAACGUAAUGAAGCAGACGAAGUUGUCAAACAUGAAGUGUAUAUGUGAGAAGGGGGAGGGUGGGGGUGGGGGGUGGGUUUAGGCCUGUUUUGUAAUGGGUCUGUACAGUUUGGACUUAUUUCGAAUGGUUACCAAAAAAACGAGAAAAAAAAACAAAAAAACAAAAAACAGUCACUAGCUCCUCCAAAUGAAACACUGUGUAUUUUAUUUUGUCAAAAUCUAUGCAUCCAAGUGAAAAAGAGAACCGUUGUCCUUGUAUUAUGUGUCUUAUUCCUCUGAAUGUUUGUGUGUGUAUGUAUGUACAUAUGUACAUAUGCUCAUUCAUGCAUAUCCUUCUAUUCACACCCUUGCCUGACUAUCUCUUGUUGAUCAGAAUCCCUUGACUUCAUUUUAUUUCUUGCUUUCAAAUAAUAUUUCCUUUCGUUCAUUCUUUCCCAUUUGUGAUAAGUUUAUGUAUGUGGGUUCUUUCUACAUAACAUUUUUUUUUUAAUUUAAGAUGGCUUUUUUCAUGUGAGGUUGGUGAUGCAUAAAUAAAUCUGGAGGUUCUACAGUG